Molecule: messenger RNA, 1952 nt
Organism: Suillus subalutaceus
Lineage: Eukaryota; Fungi; Basidiomycota; Agaricomycetes; Boletales; Suillaceae
Product: general substrate transporter
Exons: 10
Coding region: 141-1676 (511 amino acids)
Biological process (GO): carbohydrate transport; transmembrane transport
Cellular component (GO): membrane
Molecular function (GO): carbohydrate:proton symporter activity
Source: RefSeq, a predicted model, not a curated record
CCACCUACGCGCGUUCCAAUUUUGUCGUUGAAAUUGAGUUCUAUAAGAUCCAUGCGGUCGGUGCCUGACACUGAAUAUAAUACAGCGUCCCGACGACAUAUUGUUCCAUCCUUCACCUGUUCUCCCCCCCUCCCGUCAACAUGGGCAAAGGUUACAACGCGCGUAUCGCCUCGAAUCCAUAUAUCGUCGGUACGUUCGCAUGUAUCGGUGGAGGCCUCUUCGGUCUGGACAUAUCUUCUAUGUCCGCAGCGUUGAACAACCCCGCGUACACGAACACCUUCAACAACCCCACUGCCAAUGCACAGGGUGCCAUCGUCGCUUCUAUGCCCGCUGGGUCCCUGAUUGGAGCCCUUUCUGUUACCUACCUUGGUGACAAGCUUGGACGCAAAAAGACGAUCAUCCUUGCUGCUCUUUUCUGGGUCAUUGGUUCUAUUCUCCAGUGCGCGUCAGUCAACCGUGGCAUGCUCGUCGUUGGCCGUAUUAUCUCCGGUAUCUCCGUCGGUAUCGCUUCUACUGUUGUUCCUGUCUAUCAGUCCGAGAUUGCUGCACCUGAAAUCCGCGGUCGCCUGGUUGCCUUCCAACAAUGGUCUAUCACUUGGGGUAUCUUGCUUCAGUACUUCGUUCAGUUCGGUUGUUCGUACAUAAAUGGUACUGCCUCAUUCCGUAUCCCAUGGGGUCUCCAGAUGAUCCCCGCCAUCAUUCUUGCUCUCGGUAUGAUAGCGUUUCCCGAGUCCCCCCGUUGGCUCGUCGAUCAUAACCGCGAGGCAGAGGCUUUGGAGAUUCUUGCUGACCUCCACGGUGGAGGCAACCAACAGGAUGACCUCGUCGUUCUAGAGUUUGAGGAAAUUAAGUCACAGGUUUACUUCGAACGAACCGAAGGUGCCAAGUCCUGGUCAGACCUUCUCAAGCCCGGUGUGUCGCGCCGUGUCGUCCUUGGCUCAUCUCUUCAGAUGUGGUCUCAGCUUACUGGUAUGAAUGUUAUGAUGUACUAUGUCGUUUACGUCUUCGAGGGUGCCGGUCUUACUGGUCGUCGCGCGAAUCUUAUUGCAGACUCUGUGCAAUAUGUUCUUAACGUCUCCUUCACUGUCCCUGCAAUAAUUUACAUCGACAAAUGGGGACGUCGCCCGAUGUUUAUUUACGGUUGUCUCAUCAUGGGCUUCUGGCUCUACCUCGUCGGUGGUCUCCAGGCCCGCUUCGGCCAAUGGGGAACUCUCAACGGUGCUACUACAUGGGUGGUAGUCAACAACCCCGCCGCCACAAAAGCCAUAAUCGUGUGUUCCUACUUUUUCGUAUCUUCCUUCGCCAUUACGAUGGGUCCCGCCUCCUGGGCCUACCCUGCCGAGAUCUUCCCCAUGCGUGUGCGCGCCAAGGCUGUCUCUCUCUCCACGGCCACGAACUGGUUGUUCAACUUCGCUUUGGCAUGGGCUGCACCUCCGAUGUUGGCCAACAUCCAGUGGAAGACGUAUUUCGUGUUCGGGACGUUCAACUUCGCAGCCUGCAUCCAUUUCUUCUUCUGCUUCCCCGAGACAGCACAACGUUCGUUGGAGGAGAUCGAAGAUGUGUUCGCACAGGGCCACGAGUACAGCGCCUGGGCUGUGUCGAGGUCCGUGGGCAAGAAGGACUUGGCGGAUGUACUUGCACACAAGGUGGAUGAGAAGGAGUCAGUUGAUGCUUAAGGGGUUAAAGGCAUGUUUUAAACUUGCUCAUUUCCUGAUUCUUGGUAACAUUUAAUAGUUUACUGUAUUUGUUAAGCACUGCUAUUAGCAUAAGCAUUGAGCAUCACAACUGGCAAUGAUGAUACACGUUUUAUGAUCCUACACGCCAGCAAUGAUUUAUCGCAAGCGUACUACAUAGGUCUGCAUAAGUGCAUUUCAGAAUAACAUCUACAUAGUUCCGGAGCCCCUCUUUGUCUUGACGUCCGUUGACCGCACAUUUGAAUACACGAAGUACUU